This is a messenger RNA of Odobenus rosmarus divergens (Pacific walrus), 2469 nucleotides long. RefSeq names its product villin-like (gene VILL). Gene Ontology annotation, biological process: cytoskeleton organization; actin polymerization or depolymerization; barbed-end actin filament capping. The record is from RefSeq and is a predicted model, not a curated record. Gene Ontology annotation, cellular component: actin cytoskeleton; cytoplasm. Gene Ontology annotation, molecular function: phosphatidylinositol-4,5-bisphosphate binding; actin filament binding. Lineage: Eukaryota; Metazoa; Chordata; Mammalia; Carnivora; Odobenidae.
AUGGACAUUGGCAAGGGCCUCCCAGCCACUGAGAGCCACAGGGACCUCCACAAAUGGAUCAUUGAGAACCUAAGGAUGGUGCCAGUCCCCACGAGGGCUUAUGGGAACUCCUUCGAGGAACACUGCUACAUUGUCCUCCAUGUGAGCAUGUGGAAGUCUGCCCGGCGGGGGGAGCUGGGAGGCCUGGGUGACUCUCUUCUCGUGAGGGUAUUGGGGAGAGCCCAUUACCUCCUCAGCUAUAGGAAAGGAGGCCUGGCCUCUGCCCUCAGGCAUGUGGAGACCAACAUAUACAACAUCCAGCGACUGCUGCGCAUCCAAGGGAGGAAGCAUGCAUCAGCCACCGAGGUGGCGCUCUCUUGGAACAGCUUUAAUAAGGGUGACAUCUUCCUGCUGGACCUGGGCAAGGUGAUGAUCCAGUGGAAUGGGCCUGAGGCCAGCAUUUCUGAGAAGGCGCGGAUUAGUGGCCUGACCCUGACCUGCAGCCUCCAGGACAGGGAGCGUGGUGGUCAUGCCCAGAUUGGUGUGGUGGAUGACGAGGUCGAAGCCACUGACCUCAUGCAGGUCAUGGAAGCUGUGCUGGGCUGCAGAGUGGGCAACCUGCAUGCCACCCUGCCCAACGAGAGUAUUAGCCAGCUGCAGAAGGCCAGUGUCCGCCUCUACCAUGUUUGUGAGAAGGAUGAGGACUUGGUGAUCCAGGAGUUGGCGACCUGCCCACUAACCCAAGACCUACUGCAGGAGGAGGACUACUACAUCCUGGACCAGGGUGGUUUCAAGAUCUAUGUGUGGCAGGGACACAUGUCCGGCCUCCAAGAGAAAAAGGCUGCCUUCAGCAGGGCUCUGGCCUUCAUCCAGGCCAAAGGCUAUCCGACCUACGCCAACGUGGAGGUGGUGAACGACGGCGCCGAGUCGGCCGCAUUCAAACAGCUCCUCCAGACUUGGUCUACGAACCAGCGAAGGAACAAGAACCUCGACGGGAUGACUGAGCGGGAGGGGCGGGGUAAAUUGAUUCGGGUAAGGCUGGAUGUGGGCAAGCUGCAAGCAGCCCAGCUCAGGUUGGUGGACGACGCCCCCGGGAAGGUGGAGGUGUGGUGCAUCCAGGACUUAUGUAGACAGCCCGUGGACCCCAAGCAUCAUGGACAGUUGUAUGCGGGCAACUGCUACCUGGUCCUCUACACAUACCAGAAGAUGAGCCGCGUCCGGUACAUCCUGUACCUAUGGCAGGGCCACCAGGCCACCACAUGUGAGAUCAACAUCCUGAACUGCCACGCCGAGGAGCUGGACCUCAUGUACCGUGGAGCCCUGGUGCAGGAACGCGUGACCAUGGGUAGCGAGCCCCCUCACUUCCUCGCCAUCCUCCAGGACCAGCUGGUGGUCUUCCAGGGGCACACGGGGCACAAUGGGAAGGGGCAGCCAGCACCUGCCACGAGGCUCUUCCAUGUGCAAGACACAGACAGCUACAACACCAGGACUGUGGAGGUGCCGGCCCGUGCCUCCGCUCUCAACUCCAGUGACAUUUUCUUGCUGGUCACAGCUAGCACCCGCUACCUCUGGUUUGGAAAGGGCUGCAGCGGUGACCAGCGCGAGAUGGCGCGGACGGUGGUCACUGCCAUCUCUGGGGAGAACAAGGAAACGGUGCUGGAGGGUCAGGGGCCUCCCCACUUCUGGGAGGCCCUGGGAGGCUGAGCUCCCUACCCCAGCAACAAGAGGCUUCCCGAGGACGUCUCCAGCUUCCAGCCACCUGAGUGCUCCAGCCAGAUGGGCCACCUGGUCCUCACAGAAGUGGUGUUCUUUAGCCAAGAGGACCUGGACAAGUAUGACAUCAUGUUACUGGACACCUGGCAGGAGAUCUUCCUGUGGCUCGGGGAAGCUGCCAGUGAGUGGGAGAAGGAGGCGGUGGCCUGGGGCCCGGAGUACCUGAAGACGCAUCCAGCAGGGAGGAGCCCCGCCCCGCCCACUGUGGUGAUCAAGGAGGGCCACGAGCCUCCCACCUUCACUGGAUGGUUCCUCACCUGGGGCCCUUACAAGUGGACAACAACCAGUCCUUAUGAGGAGGUGGUGGAUGGCAGCCUGGGAGCAAAACCUGCCAUAGUUAAGAUAACAGCAGAACUCAACAACUUGCAGCUCUCUAGAGGGCCAAGCAAUGGCAGGGCAGGCCCCUUGACCAUGUGGGCCCUCAAGGGCUCCCAGGAGGGCUCAGGGAAUGAGCUGCAGCUAGGCCCCAAGGCCGGGGGCACCAGCACCGGCAGCUGCCACAGCAGCCCCAGACCCACCAUCAAUGGGAGCCUGCCCCGAGAACAGCUAAUGCAUCAGGCUGCCGAGGACCUGCCAGAGGGCGUGGACCCAGCCCACAAGGAGUUCUCUCUCUCCGACUCUGACUUCCAAAAUAUCUUUGGGAAAUCCAAGGAAGAAUUCUAUAGCAUGGCCAAGUGGAGGCAGCAGCAGGAGAAAAAGCAGCUUGGCUUGUUCUGA